GCUAAUGCACGCAUGCGCUCUAAAUUCUAUCGUUCUAUGUCCGAUGUCUUUUUUUGUGUUACGAACGUUGAAAUAUUUCUAAUGUCGUCAGUUUCUUGGAAUAAUAACCCUACCUCAGGGUCGGAGACAUCAGAAAGUUCUGAUAAUGUAAUGUAUCCUAAUAAACCAGAAUGGGAAACUGCUCGGAAAGCAUUAGAGGCUGUAAGUGGUUUAAAGUUAAAGACUGACACUGAUAGCUGCAAAGAUACAAGUCCAACAAAAGCUGCUGUCCUUUCAGCUCAACAAAGUCUUGGUCUGCCGGCUUCUGUCUUACCCUGUCAACCAAUGCCUCCGCCACCUCUUCAGAGUCCUCACCCAGCUGGUAAUGUUGGCCACAGCAUGCAACAAAUGCCACCACCACCACCACCACCCCAUCCUAACAUGAACUUACCUGACCAGUCUAACAACAACAGCAACAACAAUGGCAGUAAUUAUGGCAACAACUUCUACUACAACAACAACUAUAAUAUGUAUUCUCAGUAUCCUUAUGGACAGUAUUACAAUAUGCCACAACAGUACGGUAAUGUACCACCUUAUGGCCAGUAUCAGCAGAAUCAUCCAGAUAACAGACCACCUAACCAGGUACCUCCUCCACCUCCUCAUAUGGUUCUCCAGCAACCAUUACCUCCUGGCACUGGAGACAACAUAGAUCAGCAACAGCAACGCAUGCAGCAGCCACCUCCACCACAUAUGCCAACCUCACUUCAUCAUCUUCAACAGCCACAUCUUCAUCAACAACAGUCACAGCCACACCUUCAACAACAGCCACCACCUCAGCAUUACCAGCCAGAUCAACAGUCACCACAACAGUCUUCUCAACAACAGCAGCAGCAGCAACAGUUGUCACCUGGCCACCAGUACCACAAUACUGAUUAUCCUUCAAAUAUGCCAAGGUUUCAAAUGGCCAAGAAUAAACUAAGGAACGCAAAUGCUCUGGGCAUUCGUUUUCAGAUCUCUAAACGUCACAAUGUACAGAAUACCAAUGCCAUUUCAAGUUACCGAACAAAAAUGUUCCCUCAACAGCAGCAACAAUCACAGCAGAAAAUGUGUUCUCCUCAUCCUGGAAAGCAGCAGCAGCAACAACAACAGUCUAAUUAUCAAUCAAGUCCCGAGAAUAAUCAAACAGAAGAUAAUUCCUCCAAUGCUGAAUCAAAAUCUCCAGGUAUUGAGAAGGGAGAAUGGCCUCCUUCUUUAAAAGAUUAUGUACAAAGAGCAUUUGCCAGUGUUAGUGAAGAAAACCAGAAAGAUGAAAUGGAAAGAUGUCUAAAGAUGAAGUUAAAGGGCAUAUUUGAUGACCAAACUCCAUGGAAUAUUGACUGGUAUAAAGAACCCUUGCCUGAUAUUUCUUGUUUAGAGAAGCGCAAACGAAGUCGGUGGGAAAGAGAUGAUCCUGAACCACCAAACAAUCGAUCAUCAGUGCGUUGUCCUUACAAUGGGGACAGAGUUCCAACCUAUAGGACAUCUCGUUCACGUUCACGUAGUAAAUCCAGAAGUCGUUCACGUUCCCCAGCUGCUGUAGUAGUUUCUGUCAGAGACAAAUAUUCACGAUCUGUAGCACGAAAGCACAGAAGACACAGCAGUGACAGUUCUAGUGUCUCUGACGACAGUAGCUCAUCAGAGAAGUAUGUGAGUAAACAUAGUUUUGGCAACAAAAACCGAGGUCGAGGACGUGGUCGUGGUGCUCGAGGUAGAGCAUCACGUGGACGUUUUAGAGAGGAUUCUUUUGGUGGCAAGAAAGGAAAGAAAGACAGAGACUUGACUUUUGAGUAUGAUGGGCCUGAUAAAGAAGAAAAGCUGCAACGAAGAGCUGCACGAUUCGUUGAACAUUUAAAUAAUUCUUCAGACUCUAAGAGGUACCGUCAAACACUGACUCUCACUAUCAAUAACUUUACCACCACUGGAAGUGAUGAUGAGCUUGACAUGGAUGGUUGUGUCAUUGUUGGUGAAUGUCAAGAUUUAGAGAAACAAUAUUUCCGUUUGACCACAGCCCCUGAUCCUUCAACCAUACGCCCUACUGAAGUUUUGAAACGAUCCCUAAUUAUGGUACAGGAUCAUUGGAGAGCUAAAGCUGACUAUAACUAUGCUUGUGAACAAUUGAAAUCAAUUAGACAAGAUUUGACAUUACAAGGAAUAAGAGAUAUAUUUACUGUCAGAGUGUAUGAAACUCAUGCACGUAUUGCUAUGGAGAAAGGAGACCAUGAAGAAUUUAACCAGUGUCAGACCCAAUUGAAGCUACUCUACCAUGAAGGACACCAUGGAAAUGUUGCGGAAUUUACAGCUUACAGAAUACUUUACUACAUAUUUACAUCAAACACAUUGGAUUUAACAACUGCAUUGGCAACUCUCAAAUCAAAUCAUAGAAAAGAUGAGUGUGUCUCUCAUGCAUUAAAUGUGAGAUCUGCUUGGGCACUUAAUAAUUAUCAUAGGUUUUUUAAGCUCUACCGGUGUGCACCGAAAAUGUCUGGUUAUCUUAUGGAUUGGUUCGUGGACAGAGUUAGAAUAUCAGCGUUAAAAACUAUUGUGAAAUCUUUUCGUCCUAUGCUGCUGAUAACUUACAUCCAGAAUGAAUUGUCAUUUUCUAACCGAGAUGACUGUAUACAGUUCCUUGCGGACAAGAAUGUGGUACUAAAUGAUGACUCUACCAAGGUGGAUUGCAAGCAGAGUAUGGCAGCUGUGCAGGCAUUAUAGUUGGUAGCAGCAGCUUCACUUUUUAAACCAAUUCUCCAUGUCGACAGAUUUCCCUUUCAGUUGCAGGUUUUUACUUAGCAAACUCCUUCAUGUUGUUUUAGUUGCCAUAUGUUGGUCAUUAGUCUCUUACUGAGUCAGCUUUAUACAACAGAUGUCUGGGGAGGUGGGGAAAGUGUUGUUGUUUGUAGUCAACAACUUCACCAUUUAAUCAUACUUUAUACAUUAUAUAUGUGCAUUUGUCUAUGUGUACAUGUGUGAGACUGUGUGUAUGUGUGUAUAUAUAUAUAUAUAUAUAUAUAUAUAUAUAUAUAUAUACAUUUAUAUCAACAUAUAUAUAUGUGCAUGAAUGAGUGUAUGCAUGUGUGUAUGUAUAUUCAUACAUAUGUAUAUACAUACAUAUAUAUAUAUAUAUACAUAUAUAAGUGUUUAUGUAUAUUUCAUACAUUUACUAAACCUCAUUGUUGAGCAUUUCAUUGGAAAAGUUCUAAAAUGAAAAUUUAAAUUGUUAUGUGUUCAAUAAUUCCCAAAGAUUUCUAAUUUUUUUUUCAAAGCAGAUAAAAACCAUAUCUCCAAGUUGGACUUUGAAAAAAAAAAAACAAACAAAAAAAACACAAAAAAACAAAAACAAAACAAAACAAAACAAAAACAUUUCUAACAACCUUUUCUGGGAAUUUUCCUUUUGUUCCUGAAAUUUGAAGGAGGAAAGCAUCUGUUUAUGGUGGAAGAUUUUAUAUCCAUUCUUUCACGAGUUGACAGGAAAAGCUGAAUAUUGGCUGAAAUGUCCAUGAAAUCUCUACAGAUUCCAGCAAUUUCUGCAAGAACAAGAUGAAGAAGCUACAUCUAUGUUUAACUUCUCUCAGCUGUCUUUAAAAGAAACCCAGUAAGAUUCAAUCUUGUUUCAGGACUGUAUUUUUUUUUCUUGAAAAUAUAAAAAAUUUGGACAUAAUUACUCUAUAAUAAUUAUAGAGUAUGAUAUAAAAAUAUUUACUACUCACAUCGUCAUUCUGAGGGUUAGAGUUUCUACCUCGUUACCAAAUCUCCCCAGCAAAUAUAAUCACUUUAUAACAAUCAUGAUGUCAAUUUAUCACAGUAGCAAGAAGGGAAACUGAGUGCAGGCAACAGGUAUGUCAAUAUAUAGUGGCCUAUAUGGGUAACAACUAUAAAACAUGAAGCUGACUCCAGAUAACAGAUACGUCACUAUAUAGUGGCCUAUAUAUGUAACAACUACAAAACAUGAAGCUGACUCCAGAUAACAGACACGUCACUAUAUAGUGGCCUAUAUAUGUAACAACUACAAAACAUGAAGCUGACUCCAGACAACAGGUAUGUCACUAUAUAGUAACUUAUGUAAUAACUACAAAACAUGAAGUUGAUUCCAGGCAACAGAUAUGUCACUAUAUAGUGAAGUGUAUAUAUGAAACAACCACAAAACAUGAAGCUGAUUCCAGACAACAGGUCCAUCACUAUAUAGUGAUCAAUGUAUGUAACAAUUACGAAACAUGAAGCUAACUCUAGGCAACAGGUACGUCACUAUAUAUCAACAAGAAGCAUGAAGUUGACUCCAGGCAACAGAUACAUCACUAUAUAGCGGCCUAAAUGUGUAACAAUUAUAUAACAUGAAGUUGAUUCCAGGCAUCAGGUACGUCGCUAUAUAGUGGUCUAUAUAUGUAACAACUAUGAAAUAUGAAGCUGACUCCAGGCAACAAUCAUCAAUAUAAAGAAUGGUCUCUAUAUAUAUACAUGUAACAACUGUGAAAUGUGAAGUUGGAUCCAGGCGACAGAAUCAUCUUUACACUGGACUUGUCUAUGUACUUGACAACUAGACAAUGUGAAGCAGGUUCACACAUCAACACACACAUAUAUAUAUAUAUAUAUAUGUGUGUGUGUGUGUGUGUGACAUCUAAGCAGUAUGAAGCAGUCUCAGGCAACGGAUAGACCAACACAUCAGUGUUAUAAACAUCUACGUAAAGAUAUGUGACGGGUAGGUAACUACCAGCUACUCAGGGACAGAUUUUUUGUUAGCUAGCCAAGCUGCUAAUAGGCCCCUUGAAAACCCACAGCUAUUUGGGUGAUUCAGUCUUGGAAGGAUCAUGUUUUCCUCCUUUCCCCUCCCUCUUUCUUUUCUAUUUCUCUGUCUUCUCUCUUUCUUUAUUUUUCUUUCUGUUACUCUCUCUUUCUCUCUCUUUUUCUCUCUUUAUUUCUAAUUUAUUGUAAAUAUAUUUUUUGUUGAAUAAAUCUGUACAGGAUUAAAUUUGUCAUUUGAAACAUAA
Molecule: messenger RNA, 4997 nt
Organism: Octopus bimaculoides (California two-spot octopus)
Lineage: Eukaryota; Metazoa; Mollusca; Cephalopoda; Octopoda; Octopodidae
Product: leukocyte receptor cluster member 8 homolog
Cellular component (GO): nucleus
Source: RefSeq, a predicted model, not a curated record